CAAAGCAAAAAUUCAAAAAGACUUCAUCAACCAGGAGACCUCUCAAAAAGUCAAAAAGUUCAGGAUUGUAGACAUUGCAAAUGAGGAAUCCAAGCAAAAGAAGCCUCAAACUGCUCCAUUCCAAUAAAACCUAACUCAGAAGGUGAUCAAGACUAAAUUUCCUGACCUGAUUUAUCAAAAACAAGUCAUGAACCUAAAUACUCAAAAUUUGUACUACAUAAACAAUUCAAACAGGAUCCAACCUGUGUACAGUUUUGAUACACAAAAGUACAAAAAUACUCAAGCGUCUGAUCAACAAAGAUUCAGGAUGAUGUCAAAGAAUUAGCCAGUUAGAUGUAAAACAGAUUGACCGUAUCGGGCGUAUAAACAUCCGAAAAGAGUCAAUUAUACCAGCAAGUAACCUUCCAAUUCCUGCGAUAAAACUCAAUAUGCCAAAUACGUUGUAUGAAUUGACGAAGAAAGAGAUAGCCCAUCUGAAAUCCCUCGAAGAGCAAUGGAGCGGCCAAUACGAGAAGUACAAAGUUAAAUAAAAUCCACAAUAUUUAUGACAUCAUGAAACCCUUGCAUCCCGAUUCUAUCCAAGCUAACAAGAUCGAAGAGAGUGAAAAACUAAAACCUGAAGUUCAAGAUCCCAAUGACUUCUCACAGAUUCUGAGUGAGAUCAAAACCCCAAGGCAUGAUAAACAUCAAAGAGAUAUACAAAACUUCAAGGACUUCAUCGAAAGUGAAGACUUCUCGAAAAGUAGCGUGACAAGUCCCAUAUUAUACACACCAAGCAGACUAAGUGAUAUAGGCAAAGGUUACCCAAAAAUAAAUUACAGUAGAGAUAUAUCCUCACCUUCGCUCUCAGAAGCGAGUAUUUCAUCAUUUUCGAGCGAGGAAACUCAAAAACUGCAUCAAUUCUUACACUAUGAAGCUCCUAAAAAGGAACCACAGAUUGCCAAAUCUAAAAGCACGAUAAAACAGACAGAGAGUAUCAUUGAAGCGAAACCAAACACUAGAGUUACAUCGAACCAAAACGUCCUCAAAUUUAAUCAAAUUGUUCAGGCUAUUACAGAUCACAAACCAGUCAAUAUCUCUAAAAAUAUACAGAAUCCAGUAGACUUCCAGCCGUUAAAGAGAGGGAAGAGUACAUUCCACAAGGAAGUCAGCAAGACCAAGCUCAAUUCUGACCUUGAUUUUGACUUCCAAAAAGCAGUUCCUCAGAGACUAGAAGACAAGAGUAAAUAAAAUCUCGAGGUUUCUGUCACCAGAGCCUAUACUCUCUGAAAAAGAGAUAUCGAGCCUUACUCGGACAAGGUUUCUUCCUGCUCCAAACAGCUUAAUUAAAGCACCUCAGAAUAUUCCUCAAGAAGUGGCUCAAGUUGUUCAAAAAGUCCCAGUCAGGACUACCAAGAGAACAAGAGCUAGCUUACUCAAGAGAAUCAUUGAUGAUAAAAGCUUCGUAAAAGUGAAGUCUAACUCUCCAAAAUUCAGAAUGGCUGCUAGAAUCAAACAUGAGCUACAAAAGACCCAGAACAAAGAGAUCAGGUCUCUUGAUCAUAACCGCACGCUUAAUAUUUUUCAACGCAACCAGUCGAAGCAUCAGAGGAUUCGUGAGAUCGAGCUGAAACGACAUCAGAUAACUACAAUGAAGUUUAGAAGAAGAAUUAACAGACAAAAUAGGGAGCUAAACAAACAAGACUUCCACAAAGGAAUUAAAGCUGCCUUACCUAUAAAAUCUUUUAAGAUAAACUUCGAUCAGAGCAGGUCUGGACUCCCAAGUUUCAGGAGCCAGAACUCCCCCCGUCUCAUGCCUCUCACACUGAUCUAACCCAUCUCCGGCCAAAACUACUCCCAAAAAUACGAAAAAUCAACUG
Moneuplotes crassus is the source of this 1859-nucleotide messenger RNA. The record is from the annotation of a GenBank genome assembly. Lineage: Eukaryota; Ciliophora; Spirotrichea; Euplotida; Euplotidae.